Molecule: messenger RNA, 1274 nt
Organism: Vicia villosa (hairy vetch)
Lineage: Eukaryota; Viridiplantae; Streptophyta; Magnoliopsida; Fabales; Fabaceae
Product: ribose-phosphate pyrophosphokinase 4
Exons: 7
Coding region: 79-1038 (319 amino acids)
Biological process (GO): 5-phosphoribose 1-diphosphate biosynthetic process; purine nucleotide biosynthetic process
Cellular component (GO): cytoplasm; ribose phosphate diphosphokinase complex
Molecular function (GO): magnesium ion binding; ribose phosphate diphosphokinase activity
Source: RefSeq, a predicted model, not a curated record
UUAUUAUUAUAUUCUCUUCCUCUCAGUAUUCUGCUCUUUCUCCGCUUUUUCUCCACGCAUCUCCUUUUCUUCAUUCCAAUGGUGAAGUCUCCGGAGAAGCAUGUUAACCUUUUCUUUUCCCUUGACUGUGAACAGCUUGCCAACAAAGUUGCUGCUCAUUCACCGAGUAACAUUACUCUCCAGAAUAUCAAUUGGAGGUCUUUUGCUGAUGGGUUUCCAAAUAUAUUUAUAAACAAUGCAGAAGAGCUCCGGGGUCAACAUGUUGCCUUUUUGGCAUCAUUUAGCUCUCCGGCUCAAGUCUUUGAACAGCUGUCUGUCAUAUAUGCACUCCCUCGUCUAUUUGUUGCUUCGUUCACAUUGGUAUUGCCUUUUUUCCCAACUGGAUCAUUUGAGCGUAUGGAAGAGGAAGGUGAUGUAGCAACUGCCUUCACCCUUGCAAGGAUGUUGUCAAAUAUCCCAAUUUCAAGAGGUGGCCCAACUAGUUUAGUCAUAUAUGACAUUCAUGCUUUGCAGGAGAGGUUUUAUUUCGGAGAUGAGGUUUUGCCAUUGUUUGAGACUGGUAUUCCUCUUCUAAAGCAACGUCUGCAACAACUUCCAGAUGCUGAUAAUGUAGUUAUUGCAUUUCCAGAUGACGGUGCAUGGAAGCGAUUCCACAAGCUGUUCGACAAUUAUUCAGUGGUCGUAUGUACAAAGGUACGUGAAGGUGACAAGAGGAUAGUUCGGCUCAAGGAAGGCCAUGUCUCUGGUCAUCAUGUUGUGAUUGUUGAUGAUUUGGUCCAAUCUGGAGGCACCCUAAUCGAGUGUCAGAAAGUUUUGGCUGCCAAUGGUGCAGCAAAAGUGAGUGCCUACGUCACACACGGUGUCUUCCCUAACCAAUCGUGGUUGCGGUUCACUCAUAAAGAUGAAGCCUCGGAGAAAGCAUUUGCAUACUUUUGGAUCACAGAUUCUUGCCCAGUUACUGUCAAAGCUCUUGCAAAUCAAGCUCCUUUUGAAGUACUGAGUCUAGCAGGGUCAAUUGCUAAUGCCCUUCAAAUUUGAAGCCUAAAAUUGAGCUUUGUGAAUAAAGGGGUUCUCUUGUAUAAUUUUUCGGAGUUAAACAUUAUUACCCUAUUAUCCUUUCACUCUUUCUGUGCCUUGCUGUGAGCUUAGCACACUGAAACCUGUGACUUAAAAUUCCGACAUUCUGGACCCUAUCUUAUUGAACUAUGUUGAGUGUUAACAAUUGUUCUAAAAGUUUGAAUUCAAAAUUAUGCUAACAUCAGAUUACUUUUAAA